GAUAUGGGAGGAAUAGUUGACAGCGCACCUCGGAGCCUUUAUGCAACACAGCUACAAUGUAAUGGACUUUUAAUUUCAAAACUCAUUUAAAAGAGUUGACAAGCCGGUGCAGCAACAACAUAUUACAUUAAACUAACCGCUGACCAUUGAUGGUGUCAUUUGAUAAACAUUGUUUCUGUCAAGCUUAACGUUACGGACAUCAACAAUCUUGCGCGAUCCUAGUAGCUGUAAAGCUAGCUAUCUAACGUUAGUCAGUUAACGUUAGCUUCUCCCCGGCUAUUUUUAGUGCAAUUAAGCAGCUAUUUCCAGACCAAGGCGUCACCCUCUUACGACCUGUAAAGUCAUUAUUGUCUCCCAUGGUCUCGUUAAGUUAGCUAAUCAUUUGUACAAAAUGUCAACGACAUCGUUGGAUAAGGAAUUGCAAGAGCGCUUGAGAGAGGCGUCUGCGAUUGGAGACAUCGACGAGGUGCGGAUUUUAGUGGAAAGCGGAGUAAAUGUCAACUCUCAAAACGAAAUAAACGGAUGGACAUGUUUGCAUUGGGCAUGCAAGAGAAAUCACAAACCGGUUGUGUCGUACCUGCUGAACUCUGGCGCUGACCAAGAGAUCCUCACUGCUAAAGAUGAGCUGGCUGUCCAGCUGACCUCUAAGCCUGAAAUCAGAAGACUGUUAGGAGUUGAGGAGGAGGAAGUGCCUGAAAUCAAGGAGCCUGAGUUGCCAAUCAUCCCAAACUACCUGUCCAACCCGCCAUUCAUGUACAGUAAGAUGGACAACAAGGCUGAGCUCAUAUUGGCACAGUUGACCCAAAAUGGCAAUGGAGACCACUCAUCAGAUGACCCACACAGUGACUCAGCUUCCCUGUCGCCCACCCAUGAGCAACAGCUGCCUCAGCAACCGCAGAGCCUACUCUCUGACACCCCGAGCCCGAGGGAGGGGGCCUUCAUCCCAUUGGCGCAGCAGAACGGAGUGUCGCCGAGCCCCGCCUCGUCUCUCACCGUCAACGGAGGCCUGCCUAUGGACAUCUCCAUGGAGCCCCACCUGGUCAACCAUGGGGAGUACCCACACUCGGUGGCCCAUAAUGGGGCUGUGUGCUCUCCUCCCCUGCCCUCCCCCAGCCCCAGCACCACCAGCAGUAGCAGCCAAGCCCAGGUGGCUAACGCUAACCCAUCUAUGACCCGGCAGCAGUCCCUCCCUCAGCAGCUCAACUGUGGCCAGGGUGCUGGGGGUAACAUGCCUGCCUUCCAGCCUUUCUUCUUUACCAGUACAUUCCCUGUCAAUGUGCAAGAACUGGUCCUAAAGGUGCGCAUCCAGAACCCCAACGCGCGGGAGAACGACUUCAUCGAGGUGGAGCUGGACAGACAGGAGCUGACCUACCGCUCGCUGCUCCGGGUGUGCUGUCGCGAGCUGGACAUCAGCACCGAACACGUGGAGAAGAUCCGUAAGCUACCCAACACCAUGCUACGAAAGGACAAAGAUGUGGCUCGGCUGCAGGACUUCCAGGAGUUAGAGGUGGUGCUGGAGAAGGCUGAGGGCCUGGCACUCCUUUCUGGGGCGGGAGGCCUCACCGACAGACCCUGCUACAACAUGAAGGCCUCCAGACUCACCUACUAGAGACCAACAGGACGGACAGACACAGACAGACCCUGCUACAACAUGAAGGCCUCCAGACUCACCUAAUAGAGACCCACAGGAUGGACAGACACCGACAGACCCUGCUACAACAUGAAGGCCUCCAGACUCACCUACUAGAGACCAACAGGACGGACAGACACACAGACAGACCCUGCUACAACAUGAAGGCCUCCAGACUCACCUACUAGAGACCAACAGGAUGGACAGACACACAGACAGACCCUGCUACAACAUGAAGGCCUCCAGACUCACCUACUAGAGACCAACAGGACGGACAGACACACAGACAGACCCUGCUACAACAUGAAGGCCUCCAGACUCACCUACUAGAGACCAACAGGACGGACAGACACACAGACAGACCCUGCUACAACAUGAAGGCCUCCAGACUCACCUACUGGAGACCAACAGGACAGACAGACAGACCCUGAUGUCCAUGUGACAGACCCUACUACAACAUGAAGGCCUCCAGACUCACCUACUGGAGACCAACAGGACGGACAGACAGACCCUGAUGUCCAUGUGGACCCUACUACAACAUGAAGGCCUCCAGACUCACCUACUGGAGACCAACAGGACGGACAGACAGACCCUGAUGUCCAUGUGGACCCUACUACAACAUGAAGGCCUCCAGACUCACCUACUGGAGACCAACAAGACAGACAGACAGACCCUGAUGUCCAUGUGGACCCUACUAUCUCUCUAUUGACCCUAAUAGCCACUAUCGUUAUUAGUCAAUUUCAUUGCAUUAUGAUCCGGUGUAGUUCUGCCAGCGUUAUUGGGGGUUUGUUUAAAAAUCCUGUUGUGUUAGCUAGGUAACGUGGUCGCCCUGCCUGUCCUUGCCUUGCUCCCUGCCAGUCUGUCCCCAUGCAGCGCUCGCUAACCGAUUACUCAUGCAUCAUAUCCUCAGUUAUAUACUGAAGAAUUUGGGCCUCCUUCCCUCUCUCUCCCCUCUUCUCUUCCCUCUGUCCCUCUCUCUCUCCUCCCUCUCUAGUUUGUGUUGUCGGGUUACAGUGGAACAUUGGCGUUGAGGGACAGUGACAUUCUUCCUAGAUGGCUUAACUUAUGUACUGUACAUGGAUCCCUUUGUACUGGGCAUUAGUCAUACAUGUACUGGGGACUUGUCUCCUGGAUGAUGAGGGGGUUGAGAAGAGUAGAGGCCAUUUGAACAGCUCUUCUGAUAUACAGCCAUGGCUCUUAUUAGUCCAACAUGAGCGGCUUAGUACAAUGUUGCGACACAGCUGACUUGCACACAGCAACAUGCAGUACUGCCGCUUGCUUAGUGGGCAUAGCAGGUGGCUGCCGAUGUUCCAACUGGCAUUCACACCCAUGCUGCAGACUGCACACACACACACACACACACUCAGUCAUACUCCCACACUUCAGUGAUAUUUCCAGUUUUUCCUUCAGUGGUUGCCCAUGUUAUCACACUACCCUGUUUAUUUGUUCUUAGGUGGAUGCCUGAUGGAGCUCUUAUCAGAGAUGUUGCUUUGUGCUGCUGAGGUUUGAUCAUCUAAGAGGGAGUGGGUGUGAGUGUUGUCUCUUGCCAAUUGGAAAGUUUUUGUUAGUUUCGUAGAACUGUUUAUGUGCUUAGUAAGCAAACAGAUGCUUCAAGUUUCAUCCGUAUUGUUAAGACAAUGUGUCUGUUUCUUAAAGAACUCUCUUCGUCAGUUGGAAGAUAACAGCCUUCUAACAGAUGCUAUGGUUAGCUAGCUCCACAGACACCGUCUGGAUUUCAAUCAAACACCCAAUGUGGAACAAUUCUUCAUUGCUCCUGCUCUAUGAAUUUAGUUUUAUUCUACAAUGUUUACUUGCUGAAACAAAACUCAUUUAGAUUAACAUGUAUUGGGUGCAGGGGCAAUAUUUAAAUGUUCUACAGUUUGGUUGAAUGUUUGUGUGUGAGGGGUUCUUUUCAAUGUAACAGUUAUUGGGUCUAAUAUUCAACUGACACUUUCAGCUGUGAAUGAAUUGAAUGGUUGACCGUUCCUAUAGAAUUCAGGUAUUAUUGAUUUAAGCAGAAUCUGCUAGGUUCACUUUAGGGGAAGUAUAUUCCCAGCUCUAGUAGGGGUUCCCCUAAAAUGAGCAUUUUAAACUGUUUCUGGAUCGCUUCACUUAAGAUACUUCCAUUUACUGUGAUCAGAUCAAAACCAAAUACAAACCUAGCCAGAAAAAUAGUAUGGUUCUCCACAAUAGAUUUAUCUAUCAUGAAUGUCCUAUUUUUUUAAUUGCUGUAUGAAAUGUUUUUAGUUGUUUUGGAGUGAACUGAUAUGACGUGGGCAGAGGACAGUUUGAAAGGAUUGUUUCUGUUUCAUAAGUUUGACACGGCUGUUAUGUUUGAGUGCUUCCAUAACACGUUUCCCAGCCAUUCUCCCUGUUGCUUCUAUCAUACAGUGCAUUUGUCAUAAUACUCAAGUUCACGCUGCUCUGUGAGAACGUUUUAAACACUUAACCUACAUUAAACAUGUAAGCUAGCUAGAGAUCAAAUGUUAGCUCUUGAGGGGUCCCCGAGUUUAACCUACUGACAUUUGACUUUUGUCAAGUUGUGGUGUUUGCUACUUCUUUGUUUGAGUAUAAAUGACGAUUCAUACUCAAGGACGCAAACGUUAGUAUUGAAGCUGAAUGAGAGUGCAUUGAUUGAAAAGAUUACUGCUUAAAAUGCUUUAUGACAAACACAUUUGCUCAUAGAGGAAGACUAAGACCCUAACAUUUCCUAUCAGUCCUUUAUGCUGGUUAACAUUCAGUUCAAUGGUACAGUCAGUGGCCCACUACAGAAGUUUAUAAACAAUCAACAGUCAGUUACUAACAAAGGUGUUAAUAGUUUACCGUUCAAAUGUAUACCUUAAGCUCUGGCUGUCUUAGUAUGUUUAAUGAUUAUAUAUUUUUAUUAAUUUGUCAUUUCCUUUUUAACAAGAAAUGUCUUUAGUUUGUAUCGAUGCCUACAAGUAUGGAACGUGUUUAUCAAUGGGGGUGAAAGGGAAGGUCGGUUGCAGCUAGGAUGAAACCAAGUGUAAAGCCACAGAAUCUACUGUGUUGAAUGGGUUGAGUGUAAAUGUUGAAGAAAUACAAGACUAACUUGAACAUGUCAAAUGGACUCUCCAGAGAAUUUUGUAUUCUUAACUUGUGCAACGAGACCAAGAGGUACCUGGUUGAAGAAGCUGAAUGAUGAUGUUUGAAAUGCCUACGGCCAUUUUGUGCCCAGUGAAGGAGCACCAGUGUUCUAGAAUGUUCCAGAAUGAAUACUAGUUCUGUGAAAUGGAUGACUAACAUUGUACUGAUUGAUUGCUCAUGUUCAAGAGGAAGAAUACAGUAACUUUACCUAUGCAUUCAGAGUCUGAUAUUUUUAUAUGUCCUGUGUACCUUUGAUAAAUUCCUUAGAGGCACUGUUUAACUUGUGUUUGAUUGUGAAGACCUGUACCUGUCCUUUGAUAAAGCAUGGUGGGUAACUUGA
Oncorhynchus masou masou (cherry salmon) is the source of this 5078-nucleotide messenger RNA. It is a transcript of the gene ankrd40, whose product is annotated as ankyrin repeat domain 40. Gene Ontology annotation, molecular function: protein binding. Bases 392 to 1609 code for a protein of 405 amino acids. Lineage: Eukaryota; Metazoa; Chordata; Actinopteri; Salmoniformes; Salmonidae. The record is from RefSeq and is a predicted model, not a curated record. The transcript is spliced from 5 exons.